AUGUCGAUCCUUCUGCUGCUGCUCAUAUGUAAUAUGGACAUAUGUGACGCUGAACCGUAUCUCCUGAUAGCUGAGACAACAAGUUGUGCAGAAUCACCACCAUGUAGUCACAUGUUAUGCUACGAGCACGUACAAUGCUUUCUCGCCUCCACUCUCUCGCCGAUCGUUGCCGGUUGUCGCACUCCCGAGAGGGAGCUGUUCUGCGUCUGUCCGUCGCUUCCGCGCCAAUUCUCAUCGUUGUCCUCAUCAUACCGUAAGCACGGAACAACCCAAUCCACUAUGAGUACUGAAAACUCAACUACAGCUUUAUCGGAUUCACAGGAAGAUGGUGGAGGCCUAAGCGGAGGAGUUAUUGCACUGAUUGUUAUUGGAGUCAUCCUUGCUGUGGUUCUUAUUGCUGUACUCGUCUUCUUCGUGGUGAAGUUGAUUCGAGAUAGGAGACGAAAUCACGGUGAAUACCGUCCCCAAUUCGAAGAACUACAUCAUGCAAAAGACUUGCCAUAUCUGCAACCGCCAGCCGUUGAAGGACUCAUCUAA
Messenger RNA from Necator americanus (New World hookworm), 537 nucleotides. RefSeq lists its product as uncharacterized. Bases 1 to 537 code for a protein of 178 amino acids. The record is from RefSeq and is a predicted model, not a curated record. The transcript has 4 exons. Lineage: Eukaryota; Metazoa; Nematoda; Chromadorea; Rhabditida; Ancylostomatidae.